Messenger RNA from Anopheles arabiensis, 8411 nucleotides. It is a transcript of the gene norpA, whose product is annotated as 1-phosphatidylinositol 4,5-bisphosphate phosphodiesterase. Gene Ontology annotation, molecular function: phosphatidylinositol-4,5-bisphosphate phospholipase C activity; calcium ion binding. Bases 1071 to 4520 code for a protein of 1149 amino acids. Lineage: Eukaryota; Metazoa; Arthropoda; Insecta; Diptera; Culicidae. The transcript is spliced from 13 exons. Gene Ontology annotation, biological process: lipid metabolic process; phosphatidylinositol-mediated signaling. The record is from RefSeq and is a predicted model, not a curated record.
GUCGCACCAGCACCACCAGCAGCACCAGCAGCAGCAGCAGUGAGCAAACUAAAAUUCUGUUUCUAUUGUUUCUUGCCCCCGGCUGCUGUGGUUGUGCGUUGGACAGUGCCUGGUGGCCCCCACAGAACACUAACGCUGUGUGCGUGUGUGUGCGGCGUCGUGCUGUGCUGUGCUGUUUUGUGCCAGAGAGAAGGGGUUUGACAAAAGUGCAGCAACAAACCCCGGGUACGUCCGAGCAGUGGUUUAGCAAAGUGUGUGAGAAUCGAUGCCUCAAUGCCGAAAAAGAACUCCCCGCGGAAUGCAGCAGCAGCAGCAGCAGUAAUAUCAACGCCACCUUCGAUCGGAUAGGAAGAUUGAGGUGUGCGAAAAGAAAAUAAAUCGUUUGUGUGCGUGUGUCUGUGUGUUGGUGUGAGCGCGUGUCUCUAGCGUGGGACGGCAUGGUGGUACGGCAACCGUAAUCGAAAAUUGCACGGAACAUCAUUUCCCACCCAUCAUUAUCGUACCCAUCAUCAUCAUCAUCAUCAUCAUCAUCUGCACCUCGUUCGGAGUCACCCACGCGCCAUCAUUGGCGCACGUGCUGCUGCUGCUCCUGUGCCGCCACCGUGAGCUCGGAAAAAGCAUGAGCGGAAAUCGCUGAUUUGUGGCGUAUGUAUGUGUGUGGAAAACAUCACUCGCUAAAGUCAUUCCCUUUCGGAAGGCAUCAAAACACACGGGUCGGCAGUGUUUGUAAUUGAGUUUAGUGAAGCAGGCAAAUCGGUGGUGUCUGUGUGUGUGUGUGUGUUGUGUGUGUGUGUGUGUAGCAAAUUUGUGUGGCCUGCGUUUUCCUACCGUGGAGGUGUUAAGCUCGAUGCUGCUUUUCAAGCGCACAAUCCGCAGCGGCAACAGCAUCGAUAUCAUCACACAUCGUAACGCCGGUUCAAGAUAAAAACCAUCCCCAUCGGUGGUCGACGGUGUUCCAGCGUUCCGACUUACGGGUUACGGGCGGUUACCGGCCACAAGCCGAAGAGAUCAAUCUCUGACCAGCAGCAGCUGCUGCUGACCAGCCUCAGACCCGCGCAGACGAAGGCAACAUGACGAAGAAGUUCGAGUUCAACUGGCAGAUCCCGGUGCCGGAACCGCUCCUUACCGGAUGCGUGUUCGACCGGUGGACGGAGGAGAAGGACAACAACGAGCUGGAACCGAACUGCAUGUUCAAGGUGGACGAGUACGGGUUUUUCAUCUACUGGAAAAGCGAAGGACGGGAAGGUGACGUUAUUGAAUUAUGUCAAGUCAGCGAUAUCCGAGCGGGCGGAAUGCCAAAGGACAUGAAGCUGUACAAUCAACUGUGCAACAAGCACGGCGAAAAUGUGGAGGAAAAAUCUCUCACCAUCUGCUCGGGCACGGACUACAUCAACAUCAACUAUCAGCAUGUCGUCUGUCCGGACGCUGCAACGGCGAAGAUCUGGGUGGAUGGUUUGCGUAAAAUCACCCACAACGGCAAGGCCAACAACUUCUGCCCAAUGACCGCCCUCAAGAAGCAUUGGAUGAGGUUGGGCUUUCUAGUGGAUCCGCGCGGAAAAGUGCCUGUCAAGGUGGUUGCCCGAACGUUCGCCUCCGGCAAGACGGAAAAGCUGGUAUAUCAGAUACUCUCCGAUCUGGGGCUGCCGAGCGGCAAGAACGAUGUGAUCGAGAAAGCGGACUUUACGUUCGAAAAGUUCUACGAGCUGUACCACAAGAUCUGUCCCCGCAAUGACAUCGAAGAGCUGUUCCGGUCGAUCACGCAAGGUAAAGCGAACGCCAUCAAUCUGGAUCAGUUCAUCAACUUUCUCAACGAGAAGCAGCGCGAUCCCCGGCUAAACGAGAUCCUCUACCCGCUGUACGAUGAGAAGCGUGCGCUGGAAAUCAUCACCACGUACGAGCAGAACGAUGAAGCGCGGGAAGCGAAAACCCUCACCAAAGACGGCCUGAUCCGGUACCUCAUGUCGGACGAGAAUGCGCCCGUGUUUCUCGACCGGCUCGACAUCUACAUGGACAUGGAUCAGCCGCUGUCCCACUACUACAUCAACUCGUCCCACAACACGUACCUGUCCGGGCGGCAGUUCGGGGGCAAGAGCUCGGUCGAGAUGUACCGCCAGACGCUGCUGGCCGGGUGCCGGUGCGUCGAGCUGGACUGCUGGGACGGCAAGGGCGAGGACGAGGAGCCGAUCAUCACGCACGGCAUGGCGAUGUGCACGGACAUACUGUUCAAGGAUGUGAUUUACGCGCUGCGCGACACCGCCUUCGUCACCUCCGACUAUCCGGUGAUACUGUCGUUCGAGAACCACUGCUGCAAAUCGCAACAGUACAAGCUGGCGAAGUACUGUGACGAAAUUUUGGGCGACCUGCUGCUGAAGGAACCGAUCCCGGACUAUCCGCUCGAGCCGGGCGCCGUGCUGCCGCCCCCGUCCCUGCUGAAGCGCAAGAUACUGAUCAAGAACAAGCGGCUCAAGCCGGAGGUGGAGAAGAAGGAGCUGGAGCUGUUCCUGCAGGGCGAGUUCGUGAUCGAGGACGAGGUGAAGGAGGACGCGAGCGCGGUCGACGUGACGAAGAUAGCGGAGCUGGAGGCGCCGGCGGCGGCGGCGGCAGUGGUGCCGGUGGCGGCGGCCGCCGCCUCGCAGGACGGUGGCGAGGAGGCGCCCCCGAUACAGUACACCGGCUCGACGACGAACGUGCACCCGUGGCUGUCGUCGAUGGUGAACUACGCGCAGCCGGUCAAGUUCCAGUCGUUCGACUACGCGGACAAGAAGAACGUGCACCACAACAUGUCGUCGUUCGCGGAGACGACCGGCAUGAACCUGCUCAAGUCGCAGGCGAUCGAGUUCGUCAACUACAACAAGCGGCAGAUGUCGCGCAUCUACCCGAAGGGUACGCGGGCCGACUCGUCCAACUACAUGCCGCAGGUGUUCUGGAACGCGGGCUGCCAGAUGGUGUCGCUCAACUUCCAAACGUCCGAUCUGCCGAUGCAGCUGAACCAGGGCAAGUUCGAGUACAACGGCAACUGUGGCUACCUGCUGAAGCCGGACUUUAUGCGCCGGGCGGACCGCAGCUUCGACCCGUUCGCGGACGCACCGGUGGACGGUGUGAUUGCGGCGUCCUGUGCGGUGCAGGUCAUUGCCGGCCAGUUCCUCUCCGACAAGAAGGUGGGCACGUACGUGGAGGUGGACAUGUACGGGUUGCCGUCGGACACGGUGCGCAAGGAGUUCCGGACGCGCAUGGUGCCGGCGAACGGGCUCAAUCCGGUGUACAACGAGGAACCGUUCCUGUUCCGCAAGGUGGUGCUGCCCGAUCUGGCCGUGCUGCGGUUCGGCGUGUACGACGAGAACGGCAAGCUGCUCGGGCAGCGCAUCCUGCCGCUGGACGGGCUGCAGGGCGGCUACCGGCACAUCUCGCUCCGCACGGAGGCCAACUUCCCGAUGUCACUCCCGAUGCUGUUCUGUAACAUCGAGCUGAAGAUCUACGUGCCGGACGGGUUCGAGGACUUUAUGGACGCGCUGUCGGAUCCGCGCGCGUUCAUGGGCGCGGCCAAGGAGCGCUCCGACAACAUGAAAGCGAUGGGCAUCGAGGAGACGGGCAAGAAGGACAAGGAGGAGGCGGCGCGGAAGGAGGAGCAGCGCGUCACCGAGCCGCCGCUCGUGUUCGACCCGAUCACGGUGGACUCGCUGCGGCAGGAGAAGGGCUUCCAGAAGACGGCCAAAAAGCAGCAGAAGGAGCUGGACGCGGUGAAGAAGAAGCACGCGAAGGAGCGGGCCGGCGUGCAGAAGCAGCAGAACGCGGCGAUCGAGCGGCUGGUGAAGGGCAAGAGCAAGGAGGAAAUCAAGGCGGACCCGGCGGUGCGCAAGCUGAUCCAGGAGCAGAACGCCCAGUGGACGGAGAUGGCCGAGCGGCACAAGAAGGAGGAGUGGGAGCUGCUGAAGCAGCAGCUGGCCGACCAGCAGGACAUACUGCGCAAGCUGAUGGAGACGACGCAGGCCGCCCAGAUGAAGCAGCUCGAGGCGAAGCACGAGCGCGAGAUCAAGGAGCUGAACAGCCGCCAGGCGAAAAUCUCGGUCGAAACGUCGAAGGAGGUCGCCAACGACAAGACGCUCAAGACGAAGGGCGAGAAGGACCGGCGGCUGCGCGAGAAGAAGCAGAACAACAUUAAGCGCUUCAUGGACGAGAAAAAGACUGCCACCAUCAAGCAGAACCGGGAAAAGGAAAAGCUGAAAGUGACCCACGACAAGCAGCUGGAGGAGCUGGCGAACGAUGUGCAAAAGCUGUCGGCUAACGGCUGUAGGCUUAUUAGUAGUGGCAGUAGUAGUAGCACUAGCAUCAAUGUCGAACAAAAGUCCACCAGCGGCAGCAGCAGCACCACCACCACCACGAGCGCACCGCCGGUACCGUUUCGCAGCUUCUCCACCAUUCCCCCGCCGUCCGCGCAACAUCUGAUCCGGCUGAACACGAUCGAGGAGGCGCGAAAGCGCGAAGAAGCGAAACAGUCCGCCUGUCCCUGCAUUUGCUCGUGAGCCCGUAGCGUAGGCGAUAACACACUCCGGAAGGAAGCGGCAAAGGAGGAUGAAGAAGCGUUUCAAGGGAUGCCGUGGCGUCCUUUUGCUGGAAAAGACUGGAGCUUUUGGUGAAUGGAGGAGGAAAUAGGCCCUUCACCCAGGCAUUCGAUCUCUACGAUCGGCAUGUGUGUGCGUGUGCGUGUGUAUGUGUGGUGUAGUGCGGACAUGCAGUUGCGCCGAAAGCUUUCCGUGAUUAUGCCAAACGCAAAAGUAUUAUUUUGUCAAUCUCAUCGAAAUGUACAAAGUGGACGAGGAGGAAUACAAGCUGGCAUCAAAGUACGAAUUUUUCGCCUAAACGUGUCGAAGCUGCAUGACCCCUGCACCACCUCUCGACAAGCACGGAGCGCCCUAGAGGGUGGAAACUACACCAAGAAGGGGAAGUGGAUGAGAAGGAGAAAAGGAGCAGAUGGCAUACACAAGUCUCAAGUAGCAACAACACAGUUACUCCAAAGCCAGCCUAAAAGCUAUAACUACUUCCCCCCCCCCCCCUCCCGGUGCAUUCCCCCGCUUAUCCAGAGGACAUCGGCAGGGGGUCGGAAGCGCUGCUAAAAGGAGUCAACUACAGUAUGGGAUUAGCAGCACAUAUGCCACACACCACAGACACAACACACGAAUAGUAGUUAUACACCUAUAUACCUUAGAAAGAGAAGAGAGAGAGAGAGAGAGAGAGAGAGAGAGAAAGAGAGAGAGAAAGAGAGAGAAACACAUAGACAUAGCAGGUCGUAUUUAUUAAAUGAGCGGGAACAAGCAAGCAAGAGCACCGUGAGGGCAGAGGCGUCUCCAUUGCUUCCUGCAUAUCACUCACUGGCGCGGAGUCCGUUUGUGUUUAGUUGAGCUUUUCCAUUAUAUUGUACCGUUCACUUUGCGCUGUUUUUUGUUUUUUGUUUUUAGUUGUUUUAAAAAGAAAAAAAAACAUUGCUAUUUAUUUCUGUCGAAUCGCCAUCGCGCCGCCGUCGUCGUCGUGUUUUGAUAAUGGUUUAGUAUUAUAGGUUUAAAUGUAGCAUUCUGAUUAAUUUUAUCCAUGUCGUCAAUUUGUGGUAGUGAAGGCGGUGGCGAGUCCGUUUUGAAAGCUCUUUGCUCUGUUGCGUGCAGUGAUUGGUUUCGUUCGAUAUUUUGCCGGUUUUUGUUUAAAUUAACGAUAAUAGCGCACCUGCUACUUCUUCUUCUUCUUUUUGGUUGCAGUAUAGAGCAGAGUCAGCGAAAGCAACGCAACGUAAUAAACCCCAUGUCUCACCAAUAGCAAUGUUUACUAAACACGCCGUUUAAAUAUAUUUAAAAAAAAGCUGUUGUGCGCGAUGUUGUGCGUUUUAUAAUAAUAAAUAAUUUAACAAAAAAAAAACAAAGCGAUUAUUAUGGUGGUCCAAACAACAACAACAACAACAAAUACGCCAACGCAAUGGAAGUGCGUGAAGGGAGAUGAGAGAAAGGAAACACAUUAGCGCUCUAAGAAAACAACUGGGAAACAACAUUUAGCAAAAAAGCAGGAAAGGAAGCAAACGCAAGAAAAACACAAACUGAAACCAAAAGAAAAAACAAACUCUAGUCAAGCAAAUUGUAGUGAGGACAAGUAUAGCGGUACACACAAAACUCACACUCACAAAGUCGCAACGUGUGAUUAGCUGUGCAUGCGCGCGCUAGUGUAUGUGUGUGUGGUGUCUGUUUGUGUGAUUAAGUGCAACCAGCAUAUUAAUUAACUUUUUAAUUACGAUUAUUAUGCACGUAAAAAAGGAGGAAAACGCAUGAAGAGAAAAAGAGAAAAAGAGAGAAAGAGAGAGAGAGAGAGUAAUAAUGCAAGUAAAGGAAAAGCAAGCAAACAAAACCAAACAAACAAACAAACAAACGUAACCAAAAUGAUAACCCCAUUUUAUUAAUGAUAAGAUUAGAGAGAUUUUGGAAUAAGCAGUAAAGAACAAAAAGAAGAAGAAAAAAACAAAGAAGAAAACAACAAAUGAAUAUCUAUAGAAGCAAAACCGAUAUAUCCCCCAGGUACCUAUUAGUAUCUACAUGCAAGGCAUCAAUGGGUAUAUAGAGAAUGCACUAAAAUGACCAACAAAGAGGGUAAAGGCAAACAUGAGAAAUAGAGAAAGAGAAAUAGAAUAGCAAGAGUUGUUAAAAAAAACCCCCGAAAAGAAUGGAAGAGAAAGAAGCUAGUAAAAUGUAAUAUUUCAUAAGGCGGCAAUAUAUCUACAACACAAACCAAUAAUAGUAGCGCAGCUGGCAUGAGAUAUAGGAGGUGACGAGGAAACAAAAAACACGCGAUAAUGCAAAUUGAUACAAAAUGGCGUUGAGAAGGAAAAAGGAAAACGACAGAAGGAAAACAAGAUCAGCGCGUAUGGUGCGCAGUGCGCAGGGAGGACAGCCCGGGAACGAUACUGUUGUAAUUUGUAAUAUGCUCUUACCCUCUGGCUCUACCGUUACACACAUCUUCUGUCGCCAAUUGUGGCUAACAACACUUGCAGACACACACACACACACGCAUACGGACACAUAGACACAGUAAUGUAUUAUUUCCAACCCUAAUACGAUACCAAACAAAACCAUUGAUCAUAUAUUAGAUCACUUUCAUAUCAGAGCACGAACCUGUUCAGAUGAAAUUGGAAACAAGGCACUUCACUCCCAUACAAUAACAGUCGUAGUGUUCUUACAGGGUUUUCCAAGAGUUAGGUCAUAGCUGUGGGACUCUUUCAUUCGUGAAAUGAAACUAAUGUUCAUACUCCAAUAUGAAUUGGACUCUAUAGCAACCGUUUUUGGACAAAUCCAAUAGGAAUUUCCAAUAGGAGCCUGUCAAAAAAGGGUGUCAUGCUAUAGAAUCCAAUAUGAAGUUCACUUCGCAUUAGAAAGAGUCCAGUAAGUGUCCCACAACAUUGAGAUCCAGCUGUAAAACCCUGUACCCUUUAUCUACGUGUCUGUGUGAUGAAAAAGAGUGUGUUGAUUGUAUGUUUCAUUGCCACACACAUAUUCGGCCUCAUUUUACGGCUCUCCCAUCGGGGGAAUGCGGAUGAAGCUUAAAGUAGCGAAGGAAACCGAUCGAAACAAACGUGUGAGUCAUAUUAGUGCCUAUUUCUGGUUGCAACUUGAUGGAUAUUCCUUCAGUGCCCUUCCUUUCCCGAGGGCAGGUUGAGAAAAAUCGGCCGUUUUCACGUUGCACCUCGUCUUUGUUGGUGUCCUUGUUCCAUUGUUUGGGGUAUACGGGGCGGAAAAUCCCAGGGUAUCGUUAUACCAAAUGAAGAGCGGCGGACUCCCGAGAAAUGUGUACACCAUUUCAUUCACACACACACAUACAUAACCCACAAAUGCUUACACAAACCUUGUGUGUUUUGUGUGUGUCACUCCUUAUCGAGUUCGAUUAUGUUUAGCUGUCCAUUUUUAAAACAAUUUAAUAAUUGGAGUAGUAAAUGGACGAAACAAACAAUAUGCAAGAAAAUGUACAUGUAUUCGUUCUGUUUCCCUCACCCGGCCCUUGAUUGGCCCAUUCAUUGCAGUUUCUAUUGUGCAUGGUGGGAAGGGGGGGGGGGGGAGCACAGUUCGGUGGCAACAGUUCGCAAAUAAUACACACUCUAGUCGUUUAUGUUUGUAAGACUAUGUUAUUAUGUAUCGUAAGAGCAAAUCAAACAAAACAAGUAUAUAGAAAAGAGAAGAGAGAAAGAAGGAGAGAGAGAGAGAGAGAGAGAGAGAGAGAGAGAGAGAGAGAGAGAGAAAAGUGUGAAAGGGCGCAGAUAGAAUAUAAAUAAAGCAAGUAGAUAAAUAUGAGACGUGACAGAGAAAGGAAAAUGAAAACAGAAGAACAACAACACAGAAAGCUACAAUUGUAGGAUAAGUGGAAGGUUAUGAGAAAAAAAAACAAAAAAA